Molecule: messenger RNA, 705 nt
Organism: Olea europaea var. sylvestris
Lineage: Eukaryota; Viridiplantae; Streptophyta; Magnoliopsida; Lamiales; Oleaceae
Exons: 2
Coding region: 59-625 (188 amino acids)
Molecular function (GO): protein binding
Source: RefSeq, a predicted model, not a curated record
CUAUAUAGAGACACAUGUAUAGAGAGACGAGUACUUUUGAUCAUUCUUAAGCGGAAAAAUGGUUCAAAAAUCAGAAAGCUUAUCGAAGAAGAGGAAGUGUGAUGAUCCUGAAAAACUCUCCAAGAAGCCAGAGAAAGUCAAAACCGUGAAAUCGUUACUAAAUACUUAUGAACAACAUGAGAUACCAUUACCUUUAGAGUGGCAACGAUGCCUCGAUAUAAAGUCGGGAGAAAUAUACUACUACAACACAAGGACUAAAAAGAGGACAUUAAGUGAUCCGAGAACACUAAAUCCAGAGCCAAGCUUAAAUCUUGAACUCAAUUUGCCCUGUGGAUCACUGGAAAAGAAUAAUAAUAUUCAAGAACGAGAAGAAAAUAACUUUAUGAUGAAGCAGAAUUCAUCAGGUGAUGUCGGGGCUGGCUCGGGCCUUACCCGUUCGUCUUCUUGGCUAAUAUUCGAAGGGGAGCAACAAGAAAUGGUAACUGCAGUAUGCCAAAAAUGUUCCAUGUUGGUGAUGAUGUACAAAACUUCUCCCGCAUGUCCCAACUGCAAAUUCAUGCACCAACCAGAACCAGACACAAGCUCUUCUUUGUUUAAUGAUCCGAGGUUAAGCCUCUUGUGUUAAGGAUUUCUGGGACGUGGUAUUUCCCUGCACCUCUUGGGAAAAACAAAAGAAAGGGACAUUCACAGAGAUAAAAUAUUGGU